Salvelinus sp. IW2-2015 is the source of this 2144-nucleotide messenger RNA. RefSeq names its product protein Wnt-3a. Gene Ontology annotation, molecular function: cytokine activity; frizzled binding. Gene Ontology annotation, cellular component: extracellular region. The record is from RefSeq and is a predicted model, not a curated record. NCBI's taxonomy places the organism in Eukaryota, Metazoa, Chordata, Actinopteri, Salmoniformes, Salmonidae. Gene Ontology annotation, biological process: cell fate commitment; neuron differentiation; multicellular organism development.
AUGCCAAUGCGACCACGUCUUAAUGAGCACUAAAACAUUAUCUUCUUAAAAUGGGCUCAUUCUUGUGUUUGCGUUCAGCCUAACUGACUCAGGCAAAGAGCGCGCGCAGGGGAACGAACAGCUAUCACCAGAAUUUCCCCUUUGGCAGUACCUGCUGAUUGGGUCCUAAAAGCAAGCUGGUUUUAACUUUUAAUAUUUGGCUCCUGUGUUCUGCCAUGACUAGUCGCAAAAUACUGUUUCUCUAACCUAUCACUAGUUUUAGGACAAGGUGAGACAUUUUGGUAAGCAGCGCAGAUUGUUUCGUUUUUUCUCUCAUUGAAAAACGAGUGUGCGCGUAUGAGCGCGCGUGUAUCUGGUGAAGAUGUUUAGCGAAACCUUUUUAAGGAUGAUAUACCUUGGAUGUUUCCUGUUUCUUUGUGGGCUUACGCAUGCCAUACCAAGUUACCCUAUCUGGUGGUCCCUAGCGGUGGGCCACCAGUACUCGUCCCUGGGCUCCCAGCCCAUCCUGUGCGGCUCCAUUCCUGGCCUGGUGCCCAAGCAGCUGCGAUUCUGCCGGAACUAUGUGGAGAUCAUGCCCAGUGUGGCAGAAGGUGUGAAGAUCGGCAUCCAGGAGUGCCAGCAUCAAUUCAGGGGCCGUCGUUGGAACUGCACCACCAUCAACGACAAGGCCAUCUUCGGACCAGUGCUGGACAAAGCCACGCGUGAGUCAGCAUUCGUUCAUGCCAUCGCAUCAGCUGGUGUGGCGUUCGCGGUGACACGGUCCUGUGCAGAGGGUUCGGCCACCAUCUGUGGUUGUGACACGCGCCACAAGGGUCCGCCCGGCGAGGGCUGGAAGUGGGGCGGCUGCAGCGAGGACGUGGAGUUCGGCAGUAUGGUGUCCCGGGAGUUUGCAGACGCCCGUGAGAACCGGCCCGAUGCGCGCUCCGCCAUGAACCGCCACAACAACGAGGCGGGACGAACAUCUCUGAAUGACAACAUGUUUCUGAAGUGUAAGUGCCACGGCCUGUCCGGCAGCUGUGAGGUGAAGACGUGCUGGUGGUCCCAGCCUGCCUUCAGAGUGAUUGGAGACUACAUGAAGGACAAGUACGACAGUGCUUCAGAGAUGGUGGUGGAGAAGCACAAGGAGUCCCGUGGCUGGGUGGAGACGUUGAGAAGCAAGUACAACUUCUUCAAACCACCCACGGAGCGAGACCUGGUCUACUACGAGAGCUCGCCCAACUUCUGCGAACCCAACCCAGAAACAGGCUCGUUCGGGACACGCGAUCGCACCUGUAACUUGACGUCGCACGGCAUCGACGGCUGCGAUUUGCUGUGCUGUGGCCGGGGACACAACACCCAGACGGAGAAACGGAAGGAGAAGUGCCACUGUAUCUUCCAUUGGUGCUGCUACGUCAGCUGCCAGGAGUGUGUUCGAGUCUACGAUGUUCACACCUGCAAAUAGAUAGGGCCUCUGGCACCACUCUUUCCGCACCUCACCCCAAUUUUUUUUUUUAAGACUUCAACAUAUAAAACAAGAAGCUACUGUACGAGUCGGGCUCAGAGAACUUGAGAGGCUUUGAUUUGACUUUGAUCAAGCGUUAACCGACUCAGCUUUAGUACAGUCAGCUAAUAGGCAAAAAAAUAUAGCCGCCUGUCAUGUGAUGCAGUGGAUUCAGCCUCAGUCUUAGAAUGCUGAGGUAGUUCUAGAACACAGAGGUGCACCCAUGGAGGCUCCAUUCAGACAAACAACAUGAUGAUGUUGAUGAUGUUGAUGAACACCAUCUCAUCGAUAGAGGCAAAAGAGGAGACCAUUACAGAGUGGGCUGAUUGUCGUCAAGGAGGGACUUCAAGUGAUUUCCAGAAAGGUGUUUCAAGGUAUUGGUUUCCUGAGACAAGAAAAGAGAACUGUAGGUUUUAUACUGGCUAUAUAAACUGUGCUGUUAACAAGCACCAUAUUGGUGAAUUAUCUGUGUACUCUGUGUCGUCACCUUCAUGUAGAGCAGAACAGCACUGUCUAAACCUUUGGGACACCAUACAAUCUAUGAUGAACAUGUCAUAUUUUUCUAUUCCCACUAGAUAGGCCAGCAGCAAAGUAAAAAUUGGCUAUAUUGUAAAAAUGUAUGAAAACAAAAUGUAUAUUUUUUAUCUUAAUUCAAGGUUACGGU